This is a messenger RNA of Oryzias melastigma (Indian medaka), 2420 nucleotides long. It is a transcript of the gene eef1db, whose product is annotated as eukaryotic translation elongation factor 1 delta b (guanine nucleotide exchange protein). NCBI's taxonomy places the organism in Eukaryota, Metazoa, Chordata, Actinopteri, Beloniformes, Adrianichthyidae. Gene Ontology annotation, biological process: translational elongation. Gene Ontology annotation, cellular component: cytosol; eukaryotic translation elongation factor 1 complex. The record is from RefSeq and is a predicted model, not a curated record. Gene Ontology annotation, molecular function: translation elongation factor activity; guanyl-nucleotide exchange factor activity. Bases 211 to 2340 code for a protein of 709 amino acids. The transcript has 11 exons.
CCUCCAGUUUCAGGUUUCACACACCCUCCGCUGCUGCUUCUUCCUCCUCUCUUUCUCCUCUUCCUCCUUCCCGUUGUCAGCCUUCGCCGGAGGAGCACGCGCUGAAGGAACCGGCCUAAAUUUCACUCCGACCAGCAGACACUGAACAAAGUAAACGUGUUAAGCUUUGGCUUUGAUACUAAGUUCAGUUCAACAUCCUUACUGAUUAAGAUGUCAAAGAAGAUCUCUGUAGAGGAUAAGUUGGAGCAAGAUCCCGCUCCCAGUCGUUGUCAAGUGGACCAGUCCACAAAAGCAUCUCUGGGAGGUAGGAAAAAGGCAGAACCGGGCCAGAGAAACGGAGAGACUGCGUCAUCAUCCCCAGAGAGCGGCAGCUUGAAUGGAGAUUUGAAGCGCAGCGGGAAAUCUCGCCGCCGCAGAAAACGUUCGUCUAAUCCAGACAAAUGCCCAGAAGGGAAAGUUGACAAGGUGAAGAAAGAAGAAAAACCGGACAAACAAACCAGUCAGGACUGUAACCAGCAAGAUGUGUUGAACGGCUUGCAGUCAGAGUGCGCUAAUGUGUGGUUUGAGCGCAGCAUCUACGAGCGUGCAGAGAGCCUCUACCAGAACUGGCUGACUGCCUCCUUUCACAAGACCUCGCAGUCUAACCCUUCACCUCCAUCCUCAGGGAAACGCUCAAACAAUGCUGCCGCUGUGGCUCCAGUUUCCUCAGGACCAGCCUGUCACCAUGGCGAUCGGGUGGCUUGCCACCAUGUCAAACAGGCAGUUUGGGUCAACAAGACGUCUUUCGACCAAGCGGAACGCUGCUUCGCAGAGGGUUCUGCACCUCCAGCAGUUCCUAACUCUUUAGUCCUCCUCUCCUCACCCAACUGCCCCGCUGCAUCAAGAACGCCCGAUGAAGGGUAUCAGUCUCAAGCUCAAACUCCUGCGACCCCUGUCAUCCAACAGGGAGCUUCCACCCCAGUGGCUCGGCAGUCAAUUAACGGGCUUCCCCGCAUCCCGCUUGAGCUGGUAAGGGGGGUGUGGCUUGACAAACCGCUGUAUGACCGUGCUGAAGCCGCCUUCUACCAAAACAUGUACGGUAACAACUCCUCCAAAAGGCCCACCUGCACCUCAACUUCCAGAUGUAACGACCAUCCUCAGAGUCUUGUGGAAGAGGAAGAAGAAGAGGAGGAGGAGCUGGUGGAGGAGAAACCAUUGGUCCUCCUUGGUAAAGCUGAGGUUUUCCACGCUCUUCACCCAAUCCAGGAAGAGGAGGAACCAGCUGAGGCUCCAGAGAAGGAAGAAACACCAGGAAUAUACUUCCUCCAUCCAGACAGCGAGCGGGUGUGGCUCGACAAGGGGCGGUGGGAUGCUGCAGAGAGUCGUUUCCAUGGCACCAGAGCAGCUAAAGCCUGUGCAGCGAAGAAGGAUCGACGAGCAGAAGCAAAAAUUGCCUCCAAGGGCUCACAAAGGGACAAGAAAAUGGCUUCAGUAGACUUUCUGGCCAAAGAGAAGAUCUGGUUUGACAAACCACAAUAUGAUGAGGCAGAGAGACGCUUCUAUGAGCACAAAAACGGAGGCGCCGUACAGACAAUGCCGGAUGUCGGUGCAAAUGCCAUUCUCCAAGACAUUGCUCGAGCCAGAGAAAACAUCCAGAAAUCUUUAGCGGGGCUGAAGACCUCACUGUGUAGCAGAGGAUCUGCCCAGCCCUCCCUGAACCAUCAGUCCCUGCUUAACGCCGGCAGCAACAACCCAGCCGAUCAAGGAGAAAUCAUUUCUCGCAUCAAGAGCCUGGAGCUGGAGAACAAGAGCUUACACAAAGUGGUGGAUGACCUGCGGGCGGCGCUCUCCAGGUUGGAGUGUCGAGUCGCCGUUCUGGAAAAACCUCCUGUGCCUGUGACUGCGGCGCCGCCGCAGUCCUGCACAAAUGGCUCUGCUGUGCAGCAGAAGAGCAGCGCCCCUGCUAAAGAAGAUGAGGAGGAUGAUGAUGAUAUAGACCUGUUUGGUAGUGAUGAAGACGAAGAGGCGGACAAACUUAAAGAGCAGAGACUGAAAGAGUACGCCGAGAAGAAAGCCAAGAAGCCCGCCAUCAUCGCCAAGUCAUCCAUCCUGCUGGACGUCAAACCCUGGGACGAUGAAACGGACAUGAAAAAGCUGGAGGAGUGCGUGCGCUCGGUGCAGGCCGACGGCUUGCUAUGGGGGGCGUCCAAACUGGUUCCUGUCGGUUACGGCAUCAAGAAGCUGCAGAUCUCGUGCGUGGUGGAGGACGACAAAGUGGGAACAGACUUGCUGGAGGAGGAGAUCACUAAAUUUGAAGACUUUGUUCAGAGUGUCGAUGUAGCAGCUUUCAACAAGAUCUGAUCUGUGGACGCCUGUCUUCUGUUUCGCCUCGUUUCUCUGCUGAAUGUGUCGACGGUUUAAUAAAACACUCUUGCACUGAA